This is a messenger RNA of Cylas formicarius (sweet potato weevil), 2636 nucleotides long. RefSeq names its product glutamate receptor ionotropic, kainate 2-like. Gene Ontology annotation, cellular component: plasma membrane; postsynaptic membrane. Gene Ontology annotation, molecular function: transmitter-gated monoatomic ion channel activity involved in regulation of postsynaptic membrane potential; glutamate-gated receptor activity. The transcript is spliced from 16 exons. NCBI's taxonomy places the organism in Eukaryota, Metazoa, Arthropoda, Insecta, Coleoptera, Brentidae. Gene Ontology annotation, biological process: synaptic transmission, glutamatergic; modulation of chemical synaptic transmission; monoatomic ion transport. The coding region runs from base 33 to 2525 and encodes 830 amino acids. The record is from RefSeq and is a predicted model, not a curated record.
ACGAUUUAGUAAAUUUGUUCAAAUAUUUGAAAAUGAAUCUUCUGGAAAGUUGCUUGUUAUUGGUGCUGGUGCGAGGAUUCUGUUUUGCCAAGACUAGCAUUCGCGUAGCACAUUACGGUGAGGAUGUAUCAACAUCUAUCAAUUGGAACGUACUGUAUGAAAAUAUCGGGAAAGAUUUCGAUUUGUUACCUCCAGAAACUCGAAUUAUUAAUAAACGCGAUUUUUUAUCUACAACGCGAAUGUUAUACGAUUCGAUGUCGCAAGACGGAAAGCUCGUCGCUGUUUUGGGAACAGCCAGCGUUAUCGCAUCAUCCAAUUUGGAAUCUGUUUGCUCACAUCUUUGCCUUCCGUACGUGACGGUUAAAAAAAGAAGCAAAAAUCUACACAGCAGUACAUUCAGCCUCUAUCCAGAUUCGGGGUUACUUUCCAAGGCUCAAGCAACCAUAAUAAAAAGUUUCGAUUGGGAUGGAUUUAUUUUACUCUAUGAGGAAGAUGAUGGUCUGCUCAACCUUCAGGAAGUCCUGAAACUUCAAAAUUAUAAUAAAGAUAAACCUAAAAAUAAUAUUCUGAUUAAGCAGCUUGAUCCCGGUUGGGACAACAGGGAAGUUCUUAAAAGCCUCAAAAACUCCACCAUAAGGAGAAUCAUACUAGAUUGCAAUGUCGAAAGAAUCUCUGAGAUACUCAUGCAAGCCGAGGAAGUGGAUAUAUUGUCAGAUUUUUCUACCAGCAUUUUCCUUACAUCACUGGACGCCCAUACUAUAGACUUCACCUUUUUAAAUACUUUAUCAAAUAUAACAACAAUUAGACUGUUUAAUCCAAACGAGCCCAGUUUUCAAUACCGAGUGUUAGCUUAUUAUCCUGAUAUCACGCCAAAUCAAAUUAAGCUGGAAACAGCACUUUUGCAUGACGCGAUGUUAUUGAUUGCCAUGCUUAUCAAUACAGUGAAUGGUGAUAUUAUUAACCAAAAAAAUUACUGCAAUUCAACAAAAAAGUUUGACCAAAGCCUCGAACUAGCUCAUAAAAUACGCAUAUCAAUCCAUGACGGACUUACUGGAUCUCAGAUCGACUUACAUAGUGGAAGGAGAAACAGAUUUAAUUUAGAAAUCAUAGAAGUCAACAAACCUCACAAACCAAUCGCCACUUGGAACUCAAAAUUUCCAGACACCAUUAACUUGAAGAGGAACGCUACUGAGCGGGAGGCCGAAUUACAACGGAGAUUGUCUAGCCAUAAUUUUAUUGUCACCUCUAGGAUAGGCGGUCCAUACCUCUACCAAAGCAAAGAACCUGAUGCUAUCGGUAAUGCUAGAUACUACGGAUAUUCAAUGGAUCUUCUUAAGGAAAUAGCCAUUCUCAUGAACAUAUCAUACGAAUUUAGGAUCACGGAAGGCAAUUUGUAUCCUAAUUUGGCCAGCGAUCUUGUUGAAAGGAGAGCCGACUUAGCCAUAUGUGAUUUUACGAUAACUCCACAAAGACAAGAAAUCAUUGACUUCAGCAUGCCGUUUAUGAAUUUAGGAAUCGGAAUCCUGCAUAAAGUUUCCGACGAGAUAGAAGUCGAUAAUUUGUAUGGUUUUCUCAAGCCUCUUUCGUGGGCGGUGUGGUUUUAUAUCUGGACCUUAAAUUUGAUUAUUUCUCUAGUAAUGUUUUUCGUUGCGAGGCUUGCACCAGGUGAAUGGAAAAGCCCGAAACCAUGGGACCCGAACGUUAAAGAAUUAGAAAAUAUAUGGGAUAUUAAGAACUUCCUGUGGUUAACCUUGGGCUCAAUAACUACACAGGGCUGCGAUAUACUUCCAAAAGCCCCUUCUACUAGAAUCAUUUCCGCAUUUUGGUGGUUCUUCUCGCUUAUAAUUUCGAGCUCAUAUAUCGCGAAUAUGGCUGCUUUUCUCACAAUGUCGAAGAACGUCGAAACGAUUGACAACGUGGAAGAGCUGGGGAAGCAGUCCAAAGUGAAAUACGGUUUAGUUGAGGGGGCUUCCACUGCUGCGUUUUUCUCUACUUCCAACAACAGCCUUUACCAAAAGAUGUGGAACAACAUGAAAAACGAGAAACCGUCAGUUUUUGAAAAAGACAACGCAAACGGCGUUGAAAGGGUACUAUCGACGAAAAAUUCCUUGUACGCAUUUUUUAUGGAAUCUACUGGAAUUGAGUAUGAGCUUGAGAGAAAGUGUAACUUGCGCAAAAUAGGCAACUUGCUAGAUUCAAAGUCCUAUGGAAUUGGGAUGCCUAUGAAUGCUGAUUAUCGAGAUUCAAUAAACGCUGCAGUCUUGACGUUGCAGGAAAAUGGGAGACUCGGAGAACUCAAAGAAAAAUGGUGGAAGCUCGAGAGGCAUGGAAAUCCUUGUCCACCCCGUUUCGUAGGUCGUACAACCCAGCGAUGCACUGAGUUUGGGGAACGUAGGGGGAGUUUUUAUAGUUCUAGUCGUCGGCAUUGCAUUCGCGUACUGCCUUGCUGCAUUGCAAUUCCUAUGGAACGUGCGAAGAGUUUCUGUCGAAGAGAAAAUUCCAUACGCCGAAACGCUGAAAGCUGAGCUCAGAUUUGCCUGCAACAUUUUUUUGAAGAAAAAAGCAGUUAAAUCGAACAAAUCCGAAAAAUCUUCACCAAAUUAGUCACAUAUUAUAUUUAGUUGUUUCCUUUCGGG